Coffea arabica (coffee) is the source of this 1379-nucleotide messenger RNA. The record is from RefSeq and is a predicted model, not a curated record. Lineage: Eukaryota; Viridiplantae; Streptophyta; Magnoliopsida; Gentianales; Rubiaceae.
GUAUGCAUAGAUCGACCCGUGUUAGGAUCCAACUCAGAUCAUGGGUCCGAUCUUACGAAAUUCCACUUUAGCUCCCUCCAGAAACCUUUCCUCUUGUCACUCCCCAGUUAGGCGCAUCAAUCAAAUCUUCCGUUUAACUACUUCAGUUCAAUAAGUUAAUUUGGAUGGAUCGGUGGACUGGAAUUCUGAAGGUGCCGUUGCAUCCGAAUAGCAGCAGUUUCUAUAGAGUUGCUGCGUCUCUGUGCAUCUUUUCUUCCACUAAGACUCUUGCUGUGCCUUCUGCGAAUGCCAUCUUCUUCAAUGGGGAUCAAGUUGAAGGCACAGGAAAUUUUGUGAUCGAGAGGUUAUCUGAUGUCCAGAAAAUUGCUGAAAUUUUGGUUUCAAAAUUUGGGUCUACCAUCAAUGCUUGGGUUAUUGAGGCCAACACUUUUAAUGGUCCUUUUGCUGUGUACAAGGAUUUUAUUCCGACUGUCAACCUCGAUGGCGAACCACAAUCUUACAAUGCAACAGGACUUCCUGCUUCAUCAUCAAUUGUCUUGCUGUUGUCUAAUUGUUUAAAAGAGGUCAAUACGUAUGUCUUUAAGAUGAAAUCAUGAUUCAGGAGUCUGGAAGCUAUAGAUUACCUAGCUGUGGAGCUUUCUUGGUUAGCAGCAAAAGGCGAUUUGAUUUGGAGCAUAAUUUGGCUGAUAUAACAGAGGUUCAAAGAAUAGGAGGUAUUGUUUGAGGUCUGCAGCGGAAGAACUAUGAAACAAAAGAGACUUUAUAUUAGUGAAAAACAAACAGGCAAUAACUGAUGAAUCAUUGGGUAUACUAGGUGGAUGAACAGAAAAUGCUAGAUUUUAAUUGAGCAAUAAGAUCUUCAUUCAGAGCAGUUCCUCUUCCAAAGAAGCAACUAAAAUCUACUCUUGAUUUGGGUGUCUUCUUCAGCUGAAUGAGCAGUCUGGGAUUCUCUUCUUAAUGACACAGAAAAAUUGAACAAGAAGGUGCUCAAAUAAAAAGAGCCAAUGGAAUAAUCAAACUACUCUUAUCAUUUAUCUUGCUUCCAUGCUACCCCAGGGAUAGAAGGAACCAGUGGGAUUAUGCUGCCACAUCAGAACAUAAGUUCCAAGGCUAUGUUUGAUUCGUCAACUGAAGAUAUUCUAUUCUUACAUUCAAAUCCAUUUAUCUGCAUAACCAUGUUUGAAUUAGUAGCAUCAACAUUGCCAAUAAAGUUGUGGUUUAUGAAAUUGUUGAUGAUUGUCUGGAAGUGUACUUGAGGAGAGAGGGUAGGUAAAAUUGUGAUUGGGCAAAGCUUGCCAAAUUUGCAAGAAUACUUUAUGCUAUAGAACUUGCUAUAAUUUCAUAUUUGCUCCAAGUUUGUGAUCUUCAGAUUAUUUCUG